UAAGUCGCGCCGUGCGAUCUAUCAGCGUCCAGUGCAGUAUGUACUAAAGUAUAGCUUGUUCUUCACGUGUUGGACGUGAACCGAUGUGAAGAAGUGUGUAACAGUACUCUCAGCGCUCGAUUUUAGAGAAUCACGUUAGUAGGCAUGCGUUGCUCUUGAACUUGUGUCUACAGAAAAUUGAAAUUUCCGGAAUGAAGUUUGGACAUCUUGCCGCUUCUCGAGUAGCAGCUACUUGGAUACUGUUGGAGGCAGCAUUGCUGACAAAGGUGUCUAGAGCUUUUCAUAGUUGUAGUUUAGUUUCUCCUUCCCCUUGUCCAGUUGGCAGUGGUGUGCGAGCCCAGUGUCAUGGACAUCGGGACACACAAUGUGAGCUGUGUACUAAUGAUCACAACUACUCAAGUCUCCUUGGCUAUGAGUCAUGCAUGCCUUGCUCGAAAUGUCUCACAACAGAGACUGUAUCACGGCCUUGCACAGCGAGUCAAGAUACUCAAUGUGUGUGCAUUCGCACAAACAUCCAAAAAGAGUAUGACGAGAAAGAUUAUGAGGAAAGCGACAACACAGGGUUUGUCUCAGCAGACCGAUCAACAUUAGUGGAUCUUCAAGAAACUAAUCAAUUUACAAGUUUAGGAUCACGCUCUGAUGCUGUUUUUUGGGAUUCAAACCAACAUGAAAGCAACUCUUUAGACGGCCUUAAUAAUACAAUGCUCACAAGUGUUGUCGUGUCUUCAUUACUUAUUCUUAUAAUAAUCGCAGGAUUAUCAGCUGUUAUUAUAUGGAAGGUGAGAAGGAGAAAGAGCAGAGGUAUCAAUUAUUCAUUACGACUCAAUAGUGAUGAUGCAGGUCCUCCACGUUUCACAUCACCUCUUGAGAAUGGAUUUGCUCGUGUCGGAAACGAAGUGGCAUUACGAUGUGUAGCUGAUGGGUAUCCAACCCCAGCUAUUACUUGGUUGAAAGAUGGACAUUCUCUCGAAUUAGAUGACAACAUAGAGAUCAAUGACACUGAGCUAGUAAUCAGGCAAGUGUCGGUUAAUCUGGCUGGACGCUAUAGAUGUGAGGCUACGAACCAGUUUGGGACUGCAGUGACGUAUGCUAAUUUGACAGUCAUAGGGGUAUUUUGUGAAUCAACAGAAGACUUACCAAGUGUUGAGACGACAAUGAAUCUGGGCCUUUCUGUUACUUCACCUGAUUCAGACCAGAUGAUAUCCCAGGCUGGUCCAGAUUCUCUCUACAACAGCGAAUUGCAAGAGCAAUUUUUGACAAAAUACCCUGGAUCAACAUUGAGGAUUAUUCCACAUACUGACAAUCUGGAGUGGAAUGACGAAGGCAAUCAGGGCUACCUUCAAAGGAUGACUGAACAAGUGAGUCAUUACUCGGGAAGUCUUCUGGAGGAAAACAUGAUGGAACAUCGAGAGACCCGAACUAGACAGCUCGCCGAGUUGGGAUAUACAGAGUUGGCCAUUGGUCACAUCAGUGGCCGAAUUGAGGCCACAGUUGGUGCACAUCGAACACCUGACUGUGACCAGCUGUUUUAAUUAAUAGUAUCCACUGGACAUUGAAACGCUGUAUUUCCUGAAAUGCUGUUAGAUAUACAAGCUUGAUGCAAAUUGGAUUGGAAUGCUUGUUUAUCACAAACAUUUUGAGAGCAAUCACGUAAUUGUAUGUCUGCAGUUUCGA
Molecule: messenger RNA, 1674 nt
Organism: Corticium candelabrum
Lineage: Eukaryota; Metazoa; Porifera; Homoscleromorpha; Homosclerophorida; Plakinidae
Exons: 7
Coding region: 192-1532 (446 amino acids)
Biological process (GO): homophilic cell-cell adhesion; synapse organization
Cellular component (GO): axon; plasma membrane; neuronal cell body
Molecular function (GO): protein binding; axon guidance receptor activity
Source: RefSeq, a predicted model, not a curated record